GACAAAGGGCGGGGUUUGUGUUCCCAGCUCCAGGGGAAAGCCGUCUGGAUUCCUCUCCCUGACCAUCCCCUACUGCCAGGCAAGGUGACCAGAGAGCCCUUCUGAACGCUCUGCCAGGUCGUGUGGUGGCAGGAGUUGGCGUUUCCGAUUCUGAUACGCGCUGCAGUCUGCCGGGGAGAAGCAACACGCGAGAGACGCAGUCGCCAGCGAGGAAGGCAGGCCCCGUCUGGGGAUUUUAGAAACCCUGCGGUCCAUCAUGAAGUUCCAGUAUAAAGAGGACCACCCCUUUGAAUAUCGGAAAAAGGAAGGAGAAAAGAUCCGGAAGAAAUAUCCGGACAGGGUCCCUGUGAUCGUGGAGAAGGCCCCAAAAGCCAGGGUACCUGACCUGGACAAGAGGAAGUACCUGGUGCCCUCUGACCUCACCGUUGGCCAGUUCUAUUUCUUAAUCCGGAAGAGGAUCCACCUGCGACCUGAGGACGCCUUAUUCUUCUUUGUCAACAAUACUAUCCCUCCCACUAGUGCUACCAUGGGCCAGCUGUAUGAGGACAACCACGAGGAAGACUAUUUUCUUUAUGUGGCCUACAGCGAUGAGAGUGUCUAUGGGAAGUGAGUGAUGGAAGCCCAGCAGAUGGGAGCACCUGGACUUGGGGGUCAGGGGGAGGGGUGUGUGCGGGACUUGGGGGAAGAGAGGGAGGGCUGCCACCAUGAGGAGACAAGAAGGUAAAGACAUCUGGAAACACUACACUGCACCCCGUCAUCAUAUUUUCACAUGCUCACUUGACGUUUCUGCUGCUUCCUUGGCCCCGGGGGAAAGCACGUCAGGACCCAGCUGCUGGAUUGGCUUUGAUAGACGAAUGGCAAUGGCAUAAUUCACAGCACUGCUGUGAAUUAAUUUUUGUGUGAUUUCAUAGAAAGCUCAGGAGUUAGGGCAUGUUGGGGCCAGAGAAGAUGGUGGUCCAGCAGCAACUUCCUAUUCCCCCUUCUCUUUGGGCAGAGAUUCUAUUUUUGACAUUUGCACAAAAUGGCAAGGGAGAGGGGAUGGGAAUGUUUUAGGACUGCUGCUAGUGGACCAUUCCUGGGGACCAAAAGAGUAAUCCACUAUAUUUAAAGCAUUGUGACCCCGAUCUCUCCUAUCUCCACACCCCCAUCCCAUCCCGGUUAUAAUCUCACACACAUACGUCACACCCUGGUGGUGGCGAUAGAUAUCAGACAUCAGAGCUGGAGCGCUCUUACUUUUGGAAAAUAGGGGUCAGGUGGUUAUGAUUAUGAAGAUAGUUUCGACAACAUUAAACUGGAAUUGACUGAGCCUGAAGCGUCUCUAUCUAAGCUGCUCUUUUUCUGAUGCCCUUUAUCUCACAUCUUCCUGUGGACUUUAUUAAGUCUCAGACAUUUCCAAUUGUAGGCAAAAACCACUUCCGUAGCAAGUCCCAAACUGGGCUCCAUGUAUAGGGACAGAGAUGUCUUACGUAUUGAAGGGGCAGGCAUGAGGCAAGACAGAUCAUCUACACCUUCCACUCAUCCAGAAUUCUUGCUCCCUUACUGCUUGAUUUCCACUGUCCCUUCAGUCUCACACGCACACGAAUGCUAAGUGACGGCCAGCUGCUUCGCCCCUUUGCUUUUCAUCCACUGCAGCUGCUAGUUAGACAAGUGUGGGGGGAUGACUUUAGUAAUUCAUGGGGUUCUGUUGAUUCUGAUUCUUUUCACUUUAGGGGUUAUGAUGCGGGGUGGGGGUGGGGAGCAGGAAUUGCACUCAGACAUGACAUUUCAAUCAUCUCUGCUAAUGAAAAGGGUCCUUCCAAUUGGGAGAAGCCUAUGCGUCGGUUCUGUCAGCUGCAGGUUCUUGUAUAAUGAAGUGUAUGCUGUCAGGCCAAGGAAAUAAAAUAAUUGCAUAACUGUAAAAACCCACCAUGGUUUCAGAAACAUUGCCUUUAUUUAGUAUGCGUUAGAAUAGAUGGUAUGUGGAUUCUCUGAGCAAAAACUUGAGUGGGGGGUGGCUGUUAGCAAUGAAUGCUCAUGUAUGGCUAGAGGUGUAUGUUUACUCAGUUCUUUUUGAGAAGCUGCUAUCCAAAGGUGAGUGCACCUAGGUCUGGUGCGUUGGUGUGUGCUUGAUUUUCUCCUCCACAGUUAAGCGCUUUGUCACUGCUUUAUGUGUUUCUCAAAGCUCAAGCUGGAAGACUGCCUACAUUUGAGUAUCUGGGGUGGAGGCGGGGAACUGCCUAUUAAAAAUGCAGACACCUAGGCCUUGUCCUAGAUUUAGCUGACUCAGAAUCUCAGCGUAGGCGUCUGCAUUUUUAACAAACUCCCCAUGUGAUUCUGCUGCACAGUGAAGUUUGAGAAUCACCGCUCUAUGCACCUAAUUUUGCGGUAAGUCCCAACCACACCUAAUCUGUCCACUUCAUCUGGGUCAGCAUGACACUAUCAUCUCCCAGAGCAGCAUAUGGCACCUCAGUAAGACUCCCGGGUCAGAAUAAGCUUGGUGUCUUCUGACCAUAAAAAUGUCAGUCAGUCAGUCAAGAACCAGUUGUAGGGGCGUGAGUUAUAUUAGACAAGGAAGAAGAUGAGUUGAAAUUCCUUUCUUAGAGAACCUUGAAGCCCAUCUCUAACCCUUUUUAAUCUCUUGCAGCCAUAUCCUUAAGUGGGGUCUACCUCUGUAGAGUUGUAUAGAAUAUAUUGGUCACCAAAAAGGAAGUAGCGGACAUAAAAAAUCCAUGGCAGGAUUCUGCCAACCACCAAACCAUGCCCUGUGUACUGAUGAUGGAAAUGAAGUCAGGAUUGAGAGCAAAGGAAAAGCUUGAGCCCAACAAGCACCACAUGCAGAAAAUUAUGGAAAUCUCCAAGGAAGUUUGAUGGGGACAUCAGAGUAUUAGAAAUGGACACUUAACAGUACUGACAGAAAAAUAUUGGAAUAUUCCCUGAUAGGAAAGCCAUAUGGAAGCUAACAGUUGAAUGUUAAGAUAUGAACUGUAUUUUGAAACUAAUAGACUUACCUGCUAACAAAACUUACCUAAGGAUAAGAUUGGAUGAAUAUUUAAAAGAAAACAGAGCAGGUCCCAGCUCUCUAUCCACAUCUGAAGCA
Trichechus manatus latirostris (Florida manatee) is the source of this 3076-nucleotide messenger RNA. RefSeq names its product GABA type A receptor associated protein like 1 (gene GABARAPL1). Bases 257 to 610 code for a protein of 117 amino acids. Gene Ontology annotation, molecular function: ubiquitin protein ligase binding; GABA receptor binding. Gene Ontology annotation, biological process: autophagosome assembly; autophagy of mitochondrion; macroautophagy. Gene Ontology annotation, cellular component: cytosol; autophagosome membrane; autophagosome. The transcript is spliced from 4 exons. NCBI's taxonomy places the organism in Eukaryota, Metazoa, Chordata, Mammalia, Sirenia, Trichechidae. The record is from RefSeq and is a predicted model, not a curated record.